UGAAAAAAAGUGGAGUUUGGGAAGUGAAUUUGACAGGGAGGUAGAGUGAAGGAAACGUUGACAUUGAACGUGCCUGGCUGGCGCGGACGAAUGAAACGAUGCGUUUUUGCCAUGUCACGUCAUUCACCGUGUUCUUUGGGGGCUUAGAAAGAAAAAGAAAACGGUUCAUUCAUUAAUCUCUCUCUGUUUCGUUUAGUUUUGUGCUUUGUUGUCUCUGCGUUGUUGAAUGCAUUAUUCAACCAUACAAACAAGAAUGCAAGCUUUGCAGAACGCCGGGAUCCGCGUUUUUCGACGGCUCCAUUCCAUGCUGUCUUAACCUCCCCCUUUCUCCGCAUUGCCAUCUUCUAGUAAUUUCCGUUACCACAAUUGGUUGCUGUGUCCGAUUCUCUCCUAUUUUACGAUUUUCUUGCAACCAUAUGGAGGAUUAAAGCACUGCGUGUCGGUGUGUCGUGUCGGAGAAAUUGAGGUUCAUCGGCGCGAACAAUGUCUGGUCUGGGUGAACGCCAAACGGUUCCCCUUUCGGUGCUGCUGAAGCGUGAGUUGGCCAACGAGAAAACUGAGAAGCCGGAUGUUGUCCUCGUGCACGGUCAAGCCAGUGAGAAUAAGAAAGGAGAGGAUUUCACGCUGCUGAAGACGGAAUGCCAGAGGGUGGUGGGAGAUGGGGUUUCUACGUAUUCUGUUUUUGGGCUAUUUGAUGGACAUAAUGGAUCUGCUGCCGCUAUUUAUGCCAAGGAGAAUCUUCUGAACAACGUUUUAAGUGCAAUUCCUUCUGAUCUUAACAGAGAUGAGUGGGUUUCAGCGUUGCCUAGGGCUUUGGUUGCAGGCUUUGUAAAAACUGAUAAAGAUUUUCAAAGAAAAGCACAAACAUCAGGAACAACUGCAACCUUCAUGAUUAUAGAUGGAUGUGUUGUGACAGUUGCAUCAGUUGGUGAUUCCCGUUGCAUACUUGAACCUCAUGAGGGUGGGAUUUAUUACUUGUCAGCAGACCAUAGACUAGAUAGCAACGAAGAGGAGAGGGUCCGCAUCACUUCUAGUGGAGGUGAGGUUGGUCGUCUAAAUACAGGGGGAGGCACAGAGGUUGGUCCUUUGAGAUGUUGGCCAGGUGGUUUGUGUCUCUCCCGAUCCAUUGGUGAUAAGGAUGUUGGUGAAUUUAUUGUCCCUGUACCACACGUAAAGCAAGUGAAGCUUUCUACUGCUGGAGGCAGGAUCAUUAUCAGCAGUGAUGGUGUCUGGGAUGCUCUAACAGCAGAAAUGGCCUUUGAUUGCUGUCGUGGCAUGUCAGCUGAGGUUGCCGCACCACAUAUUGUGAAAGAAGCCGUGCAAGCAAAGGGACUUAGAGAUGACACAACCUGCAUUGUUAUUGAUGUAUAUCCGCAGGAGAAGCCACCUACUUCAGGGACAACACAAAAGAAACCGGUAAAAGGAAGGCUUAAGUCCAUUUUUCGCAAAAAGUCCUCUGAAUCAUCAUCUUACAUUGACAAACAAUACCUCGAGCCAGAUGUGGUACGGGAACUAUACGAGGAAGGAUCUGCUAUGCUUUCAGAGAGGUUGGAAACAAAAUAUCCACUCUGCAACAUGUUCAAGUUGUUUGUCUGCGCAGUGUGUCAGGUAGAGAUUAAACCUGGGGAGGGUAUUUCCAUACACGUGGGUGCGUCUAAUCCAGGAAGGUUGCGUCCCUGGGAUGGACCUUUCCUUUGUUCAAGUUGCCAGGAGAAGAGAGAAGCCAUGGAAGGGAAGCGAACAUCAGAUAGACUUAGCAGCGGAAGUGACUAAUGAAUUAUCAUGUAAAUUUGCAUAUUGAGAAACAAAGAUUGUUACAGUAACGGGAAGCUCAAACUUCCAAGCAACAGUGACUUCUUUAUUAGAUUACAAGGGAGGCUUCUCUAAAUACGGGUCUAUUUUGGAAAUUUUCAUGAAGAACAGUGUGGAGCUUUCUGUGUUAUUCCAGUCAGUAGAUCAACAAACAAUUGCAGCUUGAUGGAAGAAUUCUGACUUAAGAGAGGAGUUUGAACCACCGAAGUGUAGUGUUAAAAGUGGAAAUGUACAACAGGACGUCGAGGUGAUUCAUUAUUUUAUUCCUUUUUUCUCCCCAUAUCCAUUCAUCUGUAUAUAGGUCUUUUGGAAUCACGAAAUCGACCUUUAAUGGAAGUGGCCUUUGUUGUAUUGUGCUUCAGAGAGGGUAUUCAGUUUCUUUUCUUGGGAAUACAAGGGAGUUUAUUUGGAAUUCAUGUAGACCAGUUCCACUAUAGAAUAGAUGUUUUUCAAAAAAGAAGAAAAAAUUCGAUUCUCGUUAAGGUUUCUCAA
Molecule: messenger RNA, 2304 nt
Organism: Vigna angularis (adzuki bean)
Lineage: Eukaryota; Viridiplantae; Streptophyta; Magnoliopsida; Fabales; Fabaceae
Product: probable protein phosphatase 2C 12
Exons: 9
Coding region: 484-1773 (429 amino acids)
Biological process (GO): protein dephosphorylation
Molecular function (GO): protein serine/threonine phosphatase activity
Source: RefSeq, a predicted model, not a curated record